UUAGACGGGGAAAAAACACUCCUUAUUCUGCAGCCAAAGGCGAUAAGGUGGGAGAAUUCAGCAGAACAACAGAACCCAAGAAAAAACCAGCGGGAAGGUAGGAGUAAGAAAUAGGGAGAUUGUACUACUGAAGCAGGGACAGGGAGGGCAAAAGGAAGAAAAUGGCUUGCAUUUCAAUGGCCACAAUGUUGUCUUGUAGAACCAAUUUUACUGUCCCUUCAGCUUCAUUAUCUAUUCUCACUGGUCCAAAAACAACUUCUCAUGGGUCUCUCAAAUUUGCAGCCAAGGCCAAGGCUGCCACUUCGCGUUCUUCUGGGCUGCUUCACUGCUCCUUUUUAGCCCCUUCCUCUUCACUCUCCUUUUCUUCCAACUCUGCCUUUUCAGGUUUGUCAUUGGGAUGGGACUUGCAUUCUAAUGGUGCAGCAAAGAUAGUGAAAAGGCGCGGUUUGGUUGUGCAGGCUAAAAAAUAUGCUCUUUGUCAAACAAAGAGGAAUAGGUCAAGGAAGUCUUUGGCUAGAACUCAUGGCUUUCGGAAGCGUAUGAGCACCACAAGUGGAAGAGCAAUUAUCAGGCGACGUCGUGCCAAGGGUCGAUGGGACCUCUGCCCAAAGUCCAAUCCAAGCAGUGGAAAACGUGCCUAAAUAUUGACUGUUCAAUCAAUUUUCUGUAGGUGCGGAAAAGUAAUGUCUACUAUUAGUGAUUUAUACUCAUGCUUCACCAUUUCAUGUGGGAAAUUGGUUUUGUACGAGAUAUAUGGUAUGUUUGUGCCAAUCAUUAAUUUCUGUUCUUGUCUGGUUAAUUGAAAUGCGAUUUCAAGGAAUGAGAAAGUAACAAGUAUGCUGCU
Molecule: messenger RNA, 844 nt
Organism: Coffea eugenioides
Lineage: Eukaryota; Viridiplantae; Streptophyta; Magnoliopsida; Gentianales; Rubiaceae
Product: 50S ribosomal protein L34, chloroplastic
Exons: 2
Coding region: 162-641 (159 amino acids)
Biological process (GO): translation
Cellular component (GO): mitochondrial large ribosomal subunit; ribosome
Molecular function (GO): structural constituent of ribosome
Source: RefSeq, a predicted model, not a curated record